AUGAAGUUUUCGUUAGCAUUAUUAUUUGUGGGUUUUCUUCUGAACAAUUCACAUGCACAAAUACGAAAAGGAUGCGGUUGUGACUCAAAAUACGAUGCUUGUGUUAGUGAGAACCAGUAUGCAGAAUGUCGCACAAUCAGUCCUGGUCGAAGAAUUGUGCUUUUAGACACUGUCAAAUCGUGUCCAGAGGGUUCAAAUUGCUUUUUGGGCACAUGUUCGCGUAUGCUACCCUCCAGCUGUGCCGUUUGUGGAUCAUGCAAUCACGAAGAUGGCAUCGCUUGCAUCAAUCGAACGGCUUAUUAUGCGUGUUCUGAUUGGCAACCAGAUCAGGUGGUUCAUAUUUGUCCAGAAGAGGAGUUUUGUGACAGCAUUGGAGGAACACCAACCUUUCCAUGCAAAAGUAAAAUUGACGAUGUUGAAGUUCCAACUUGUAAUUUUGUGACAGAAGAAGAAGCGACACCAACUCCGACUUCUACAGCUUCAUCUACGGUAGAAAGCAGCACGCCAAGUGAAGCAACUUCAACCACGGAGGAGCCAAGUUCAUCAAUUUCUACUUCAGAUGAGCCAACAUCAACAAAUUCCACACCAGAAGAGUCGAGUUCAUCGAGUUCUACACCAGAAGAACCUAGUUCAACAGCUUCUACGCCAGAACCAACAACUUCUACAACCCAAGAACCAGUAAAUGAAGCCCUUCAAGAACUCUUAAUUCGAAAAUGUUGCGAUGAAGCUGAAGGAACGACAAAUAUUUUACAUCCAGAAGACACAACAUGCUCCAAGUACGUUGAAUGUUUCAAAUCGACUGAAGCCUUGAGAGCAACGGAACAUUCGUGUCCGCCAAACACUUUAUUUGAUCCCGUUGAAAAGUCAUGUACAUCUGAGUACAUUUGUCAGUAA
Messenger RNA from Culicoides brevitarsis, 894 nucleotides. Its product is annotated as mucin-2-like. The transcript has 6 exons. The record is from RefSeq and is a predicted model, not a curated record. The coding region runs from base 1 to 894 and encodes 297 amino acids. Gene Ontology annotation, cellular component: extracellular region. Lineage: Eukaryota; Metazoa; Arthropoda; Insecta; Diptera; Ceratopogonidae. Gene Ontology annotation, molecular function: chitin binding.